AUGUUUUUUAUUUCCCCUUUUUUUUUACAGAUAACAAUCAUCGAACGCCAAGUAUUCGAUUUUCUCGGAUACAUGUGGGCGCCCAUAUUGGUCAACUUCUUUCACAUAAUAUUCAUCAUAUUGGGAUUUUAUGGAGCAUAUCAUUUUAGAAUAAAAUAUAUAAUAACCUAUUUAGUAUGGAGCUUCAUUUGGAUUGGUUGGAAUGCGUUUCUGAUAUGCUUUUACCUGAAUGUAGGCAUACUGGAUCGGGACAGCGAUCUGCUCAAUUUGGGCACCGGUAGCGUCUCCUGGUUCGAGGUGAACGGUUAUGGUUGCAAGCCAACAUAUCCAGUGAAUAUCACCUCAGACGAUCCAUUUCGUCCCAUACGUCCGGAACGUGUGGAUGAUUGCUUAUUAGAUUAUACUAUAGUCGAAGUAGUACAAUCGGGUGUGCAAUGUGCUUUAGCGUUACUUGGUAUUUUAGGCGCCAUAUUAAUAAGUUACAUAUUCCUCGAUGAAGAUGACAGAUUCGAUUUCGUGAAUGGCGACGCCAAGAGUCCCCAGCACACGGUGGUCCAUCCAAUGUACGUGAGCUACAGCAGCAUACCGACCUCGGCAAGCGCUAGCGCCACAUUGCUCUCAAACAAGCAUCACAACAAUCACCAAGCACUUAACAACAAUAACAACCACCACCAAAUUCAUCCGCAACAACAGCAACUGCAACUGCAGCAGCAGCUCAGUCAUCAUCAGCAACCAAAUAAUUUUAACAGUAACACAUUUCUAAUACACACGAACAGCAUCAGCAACAACAGCCAUAGCCAUAGCCGUAGUCAUAGUCAUAAUCAUAGUCAGAGUCAGAGUCAAAGCAACAAUAGUCGCAGCCGCAGCCGCAGCCGCAGCAAUAGCCAAAGUGGUGGGGUUGGUGGCGGUGGAAUUGGCAAUGGCGGCGGUGGCGCGGCGAGAAAGGGUCGUGGCGGCGGCGGUGGUGGCGGCGGUGGCGGCGAUGGCAACUGCAACUCGCUCAGCGCAAGCAAAACGAGUACACUGACGCGCAUUCUUUACAGCCCGAAGAGUAGCAAUAAGAUCGGCUCGUCUACGGGCAACACCAUACUCCCCGUAGAUAUGUUGCAGCGGCAACAAUCGCUACCACAAACGCAUACCGUGACGUCAUUAGGCGGUGGCGGCGGGCAGCAUUACUAUGACGACAGCACCGCCAAAGCGGAUCAGCUGUACACGAACAGCAAUCGACGGCAAUUCUUGAAUGGUACGACAUAUCAGCAGCACCAACAGCAGCAGCAGCAACAACAAAAUUCUGGCACACCAAACUCCUCAACGCACGACAACACCACAUCGUCGCUCUCGUAUGCUUCGCUGCAGAAUUCCAAUUUGAAUUUGACACAGAGCUUGCGUGGCGGCCAUGGUGGUGGUGGGUUUGGCUACACGGGCACGGGUGGUGGUGGUGGUAAUGGCAUGUGUGCGGGUGUGGUGGGCUCUAGCUCUGGCGGUUUUGGUCGUGGCGGUGGCGGUGGCGGGGGCAUGACCGCCGCCUCGUCGCAAGCCACGCUCAGUCCGCUUAGCAAUAGCCAAUUUAGUCUCAGCAAUAGUAUCAACAAUAAUUAUAGCAACCAUAGUGGCAGCACCGCCAACAACAACAACCACACCAAUUACAGCAAUGUCUUAAAUAACCAUACUAACUAUGUAAAUAACAAUAACGGUAGCAUGGGUAGCGGCGUUGGUGGCGGUCACUUCGCGCGCAUUCACGCUAAACCCAAGCCGCCUAAGUCGACGAGCUACAGCAGCUUCAUCAACAAUGGCAGCGCGGCGAAUCUCACUAAUGGUGUCGGCAUCGGCGUCGGUGGCGGCGGCAGCAGCAGCGCUGGGGGUUCCAUGACCAAUAUCCAUCGUCCAGACAUCAAGUAUACGCAAAUGUCCAACGAGCGCCUGUCGCGCAACUUGGAGGAGGGUCUAGAGGACGACAAUUUCUCGCUGCAGAAUUUCAAAACCGAUGACGGUAUUACCUAUGUACCCUUCCAGAAACCAACGCCAGGCGCACUCUUCGUCGGCCAGAAUAACAAUCCCUCGUAUGUGUCGUUGAACUCAUUUGGAGGCACGCAGAUUUCGCCCAACAACAAUGCUAGUCCAAAUACGAUUAACAACAAUGCUUUACCGCAAUUCACGCGCAGCAUUUCUCAGUUGGCGCCACCACCACCGCCACCGCCACCGGCUCUCCAAGAAGGAGAGAUACUUUUAGAGCGCGGCGCUGUACUACAACCCGCCUACAACUAUCAGCCACAUGCACAGCAACAGCAAAUGCUGUUGCAGUCACAGGCUGCACAAGGCGCGCAGCAACAGCAACAGCCACUAAUGAAUCCUGCCAAUCGUUUUCUCUACCAACAAAACGGCCUACCAUUCCAUCCAGCCUACAAUAAGCCCAUUCCAGUGCCACUACCGGUGCCCACGCAUACGUCGUCGCCCAUGUCUGCGCAAUAUCAUCACCACAUGAGCCCAGUCGCCAAACAACCGCCACGCCCAACAAACAUUCCAUUACCCACCAUUCCGCCACAUUCAUUCGACACGCCCAUUUCACCCUCGGAGGUUACACCUCCACCACCUCCUGCGCCACGUCCACACAUUUUCCAGCCACGUUCCGGCCAUGCGCCUUACCCCGAUCUCUCACCUGAGGUGACCGAGAAAUAUGCCAUGCCCACACAGUACGUACCGCGCUCACCGGUCGCUUCGCGUAUUGCGCGUCGUCAGCGCCAACAACAACAGACGUCGCAUAAUUAUCACCACCAGCAGUCGGCGCAGCCGGCGACGCAUCACGUGAAUACGUCAGCAAACUUUUGCGAUCAAGUGCGUGAUGCGCCACCUGGCUAUAUAGUGGACGCAGGCUUCAGCAUUGUGCGCGCCAAAAGCUAUGACCGCCUGGCCUCGUCGUCGUCGGGUUCCGUGCGACGCGAUGCGAAAGGCGAAGCACAGUCGAAGCAGGCGCAAGUCAAUGCCGAAGCAGCGCCGCAUGUAAAUAGGCGCAGUGGUCGUCGUGAUGCCGCCGCACGCGCGCGUCCCCGAUCAUAUUGCAAUUCGAUGUCUGGUGGUGAGGGCGUGAUACGCGGUAGCUUGGUUUAUGAGCGCGAUUUUGUGGUCGAGAGUGGAGUUAAUGGUGCUGAUGGUGUUGGUGGUAGUGGCGCAGGUGAGGGAGGUGGACAGUUUGUUGGUGGUGAUCAGUUGGCAUAGGCAGAGGCUGGGAAAGUGAGUAGUACAGUAUUGGAGGCACAAAAGCUGCGAACUACCAGCGAUCGUACACGAUAUUGAGGUAGAGUUUCGGAGAAGGGAUAUGCAUACAUAGUAUUCGGGAAUAUAGUUGACAAAACCGCUUUGUAAAAUGUACAGUGAUUGAGAAAAGCCAAUGGAUGCAUUCUUUCUCGAUAGGCUGAGAGCGUAAUGAGGUCAGAAAAAUAAUUAGCGCAUGACAUGUUUUGCGAUAAAACGAUGUUGAAAGCAAUAAAAGUAGGAGAUACAGAUUUUCCGAAGCUCUUAGAGCGGCGACUAACUUAUAGAGCUUUUGCUCUUUUGAUGCUCAUAUAAAAUCAACAGAAAUCUUUAAAGGCUCUGCCCGCGGUCUAUGUUUUUGAUCGAGUCCGCCUUAGAGCGGUGAUGAAAUUCUGAACUUUUUAAGCUUUCUAUCUAUUUUAUAUAAGCAUGCACAGGCUAAAAGCCCUCUCUGCUCAUUACAGCCUCAAGAGUUUUUAGUCGUCUUAAAUUGGUCAUGACAAAUUUUAAGCGCUUCAGUAAAACCAUAAGGAGCUUACAUAGGUUUAAAGGAGUUGUGAGCGCCUUUGUACAAAGGGUGGAAUUUCAAAAGCUCUUUCUGUAGCACGAAAGCUCCUCAAGGAAUAACAAAGUGCACAAAUGCACUCGGGUAAGAAAUUUAAAAAAAGGUCAAAAAGCAAGAGAUUAUUAGACCGAUUUGUAGAGUAGUGAUCGAAAGCAAAAAUUUUAAAGCUAUUUGUAGCUAAAAGCCGUAGAAGUGGUACUUUGUGAAGAAAAAGUUGUGCGCAAAGGACUUUUACUUUCCAAAACCGUUACCUAUAUAUUGCACUUACAGCCUCUCCAAAGUCACCGAGAAUCGCCAAGAAGUAGCUAUCAUCCCAUUCAAAGCGGUUUCAGUUCAUUUCUGUGUUUUAUCUGCACCCACUUUCAUUGCGCUUAAACUCACUUCAUUCAUUUAUAUUCAUGCCCAUGCCGCUGCAUUGGUUUUGUUUAAAAUUUUCUUGCUAUUUUCUUUUAAUUUCAUUAAUUUUAAUUUCUUAGACUCAUAGAUUACGAUUGCUGAUUUGAAUGCUCUCAUUUGCGGAAAAGUGGUGGUUAAAUGGUUGUUGAAGCUUCUUCUUUAUCUAACUCACUCUCUCACGUAGCUGCGGCCUCUCAAUCGAACAUGAAAAAUUUAAUCAUGCUCUCAAACAUGCAAGCUCUCUACUAAAUCGUUUGUUUAACGCG
Molecule: messenger RNA, 4476 nt
Organism: Rhagoletis zephyria (snowberry fruit fly)
Lineage: Eukaryota; Metazoa; Arthropoda; Insecta; Diptera; Tephritidae
Product: sodium/potassium-transporting ATPase subunit beta-1-interacting protein-like
Biological process (GO): regulation of sodium ion transport
Source: RefSeq, a predicted model, not a curated record